This is a messenger RNA of Camellia sinensis, 417 nucleotides long. The record is from RefSeq and is a predicted model, not a curated record. Lineage: Eukaryota; Viridiplantae; Streptophyta; Magnoliopsida; Ericales; Theaceae.
AUGGCUAGUGAAAGUGCCGACGAUAUUAACGUUGGUGUUGCCCUCAGCACUGCUCUUCUCCUUCCGAAGGAUUUGAACCGAAAUGCUGAGCUUAGUGAGUAUGAGAAUUACGCUCUCAUGCUCCAACACUCCGUUCAGAGGGAAGCAUCUUCCAUGAUGAAAGAGAUCAAAUCUCUUGAGUCAAGGAUGAAAAAAUUGGAAGAUCAGGCCGAAGCGGCUACUAAGGCCCAAACUUUAGCUCUUGAGAAGGCCGAAUCCGCUGAGGCCGUUAAAAAAGUUGCUGAGGCUGAGAAAAGAGAGGCCGAGGCUAAGAAGGCCCAAGCGGAGAAAGAGCUCCAGCAAGCUCUGGCUACCAAAGAGGCCGAAGUCAAAGAGGCCGAUGAAAAGGCCUAUGCCCAGGGAUGGCCGACGUCGUAG